Molecule: messenger RNA, 2654 nt
Organism: Malaya genurostris
Lineage: Eukaryota; Metazoa; Arthropoda; Insecta; Diptera; Culicidae
Gene: CD98hc
Exons: 6
Coding region: 730-2436 (568 amino acids)
Biological process (GO): amino acid transport; carbohydrate metabolic process
Source: RefSeq, a predicted model, not a curated record
UUCUACUUAUCGAAUAUAUUCUCAAUAAAAAAUUCUUCCGAUUAUCUUUCAGACCCAAUCGGGUUUGGCAGGGUGAAUCUACUGACUUUAAAGCAGAAGAAUUUGUAGAUUGUUGCAUAUACUCUUACUGUGAAUUUAACAUAUACAUGCUAUCGAUGCAACCAGAUCUCAUUAUUUAAUCGAUUCAAAUUAACGGAAUCAGUAACUUUUGGUGAAUCCAUUAGAAAUGAAGUAGCUCGAUUUAGUCGCCAGUUCCGUCGGUCGAACUGGAAGUAUACGAUUUCGUCGAGAGAAUGCACAUUUUGCGAACUGUCAAUUACUUAUUGGGGAUGAUCAACGUUUUGGACAAAUGAUUUGAAGGAACACUACCAGAAAUGGAAAAUUUUCAAUGCAAUUGCUGUUACAUUUAGUUAUAAUACCACUUGAUUCAAUUUAUAUUGAAGGUUACGAUUUUCGGGGAAUUUUCGUAAUGUUAUCUUUGUCCAUCCGAAUCCGAAAUCCCACUAUCUGUAGUCUUCAUAAUCAUCUGAGAGAUCAUGUUCUGAUUGCUGGCUCUAUUAUCAGAAGACAACACUACCAAGCAUAGAUCUUGCCUUUGCAAUUGAUGAUAAUAUAAUCACCAACACAACAGCGAGAAUCAGCCUUGAAAACGAAAUCAUUCUUCGCCGAACACACACACAUUUCGCUUCAUUUGAUUUCGGUUGUUCGUCGACUAAGCACGGUGCUGCCAUGGUACGUGAAAACGGCAAUUAUAAAGACGGUGAGGAUGAGCGUAUGCUCAACGGCAAUGGAGCGGGCGAUGCAAUUACGGAUAAAGACAAACUAGCCCAGAAGGAGGUUGAAGUGAAAUUCAUUUCCGAGCAGAAUGGUGACGCCAGGAUUGACUUGGAAGUGGAGCGUCAGCAAACCUUCUCCGGAAUGACUAAGGAAGAGCUGAUGAAAUACGCCAACGAUCCGUUCUGGAUUCGAUUGCGCUGGUUUCUGUUCAUCCUGUUCUGGGGACUCUGGGUGGCAAUGUUGGUCGGAGCCAUCUAUAUAAUUAUGGAUGCACCGAAGUGUGCCGCACCGGUUGCUCUGAAGUGGUGGCAAGAAGGACCGCUAGUUAAGAUAGACGAGCAAAACUAUAAGAACCAGGCCGAGACAGUCCAACGUUAUGGUGCAAAGGGUGUUAUUUACGAGCUACCUGCCGAUGAAACCUAUUUGGUUGACACAGCCUCGGUGGAGAACAAAAUUAAGGAACUAGUGGGAACAUUCACUGCUAAAGACAUCAAGGUCAUCCUGGACUUGACACCCAACUUUGUCACCAGAGACGAUCAGCUGUUCAAGGACGCUCUUGCUAAUCCAGGUUCUCCAUCGCGGUCUGCUUUUAUUUGGAAGGAAUCCGGAUCGAUUCCGACCAACUGGCUAGCCGUAACCGGUGGUGGUUCCGCAUGGAAGGAAGUUACUUCGCAACAGUUUGUCCUAGCGCAGUUCGGAGCCGAUCGGGUUGAUUUGCAGCUAAACGAUCCCAUUGCAAAGGAUAAGAUCAAGACCACGCUGAGACAUCUGGUCCAAUUGGGCGUCCAAGGAUUCCGUUUGGCCAACGCCAAGCACUUCAUCGUUGAUCGAGACGGAAAGAACGACGUAAACGCCGAAGUUGAAGAUAAAACUCUAUCGCAUACAGACUACGGUUUCUGGACGCACGCACAUACAACGUACCAAGAUGGAUUGGGAGCUCUGUUGUACGAAUUGAGCACGGAUGUUAAGAAUGCUACCAAUGGAGAAGGCUUCCUAUCCGUAAACGAAGACAUUACUCGCCCAGAAGUAUUUUCCGUCGAGGGUAAGCUGGGACUAGAUCUACCCGAGUUUGGAAAUGUGGAAAGUGUUCUUAGACAACCACUGGGUGCCGAAUCUGCGAAGAUCAUUAGGGAAGACAUUCAUAAAACGUUCGGCGAGAUCAACCAGUAUGCUUCCGCUGAAGGAGGCAAACCCUGGGUACAAUGGUCUUACGAUAAGAACUCUCUGGCACAAAUUCCAGCCUCAGAAUAUAACUUGUUUGUGUUCCUUCUUCCUGGUGUUCCAGUAGUUCCAUUGGAUAUUUUAAAUUAUGGAAACGGAAGCCAGACUUUAAUUGAACAUCUAGAGAAGUAUCGGGGAACGCCAUCUUAUCAACAUGGCACUUUUGCCAUUUACACUGAUACUAACGGAACUUCCGUUGGUUAUACUCGGCAAAAAUCUGGAAAUCCAGGUUAUUUCGUCGCCUUCAAUCUAGCAGAACAGCAGGUCGAGGCAGACUUCAGUCAUGUAGAGGGCAUUGCCGAUGAACUCACUGUCGUACUGAUCAGUGAGAACUAUCGUAUUCCCGACAUUGCUGCCAAGAGCAAAGUACCGUCCAAUGCAGUACCGCUUUCGGGACGUUCCGCCCUCAUUACUACCUAUGUUCCCAAGCAAGGAUAAAUAGCCAAGUUUUAUUGCUGAGAUUGACCAUCAUCACUAUUAGAAGCCCUCAACAUAAUAAGAAUUAUUGUACUCGAAUUUCAGAACUGAUGGUCGACUUUCAAACAUUAACUGUAACCAAUUAUUGGAAAAAUGUUAUUGCUUCUCGCUGAAGGCUAAGCACAAAGUGUUGAUUGAAUGUAGAAUUCAAUAAAAUAUUGUAGUAGCAUCAAUGAAAA